Pan troglodytes (chimpanzee) is the source of this 2326-nucleotide messenger RNA. It is a transcript of the gene RORC, whose product is annotated as RAR related orphan receptor C. Gene Ontology annotation, molecular function: RNA polymerase II cis-regulatory region sequence-specific DNA binding; nuclear receptor activity; zinc ion binding. NCBI's taxonomy places the organism in Eukaryota, Metazoa, Chordata, Mammalia, Primates, Hominidae. Gene Ontology annotation, biological process: regulation of transcription by RNA polymerase II. Gene Ontology annotation, cellular component: nucleus. The record is from RefSeq and is a predicted model, not a curated record. The coding region runs from base 95 to 1813 and encodes 572 amino acids. The transcript is spliced from 12 exons.
UGCCCUCCUGGGCAGCCAGGGCAGCCAGGACGGCACCAAGGGAGCUGCCCCAUGGACAGGGCCCCACAGAGACAGCACCGAGCCUCACGGGAGAAUGUGGGGCACUGGGCCAUCAGCAGGGAAGGACAGAAUGUCAGGCCGUCCUUGGCCCCACCCAUGGUCCAAGUCAGGAACCCCCUCAGAGCAGGAUCGCAGGGCCACAGGCUUGGUCAGCUGUGAGCAUGGAGGAGGAAAGUUUGAGGGCCAGAGCCACCAAGCUCCAGGGCCACCUGGUGGAGGAAGAACUGGCUGCCUGGAGCUGCUGGCCACAAAGAAGACCCACACCUCACAAAUUGAAGUGAUCCCUUGCAAAAUCUGUGGGGACAAGUCGUCUGGGAUCCACUACGGGGUUAUCACCUGUGAGGGGUGCAAGGGCUUCUUCCGCCGGAGCCAGCGCUGUAACGCGGCCUACUCCUGCACCCGUCAGCAGAACUGCCCCAUCGACCGCACCAGCCGAAACCGAUGCCAGCACUGCCGCCUGCAGAAAUGCCUGGCGCUGGGCAUGUCCCGAGAUGCUGUCAAGUUUGGCCGCAUGUCCAAGAAGCAGAGGGACAGCCUGCAUGCAGAAGUGCAGAAACAGCUGCAGCAGCGGCAACAGCAGCAACAGGAACCAGUGGUCAAGACCCCUCCAGCAGGGGCCCAAGGAGCAGAUACCCUCACCUACACCUUGGGGCUCCCAGACGGGCAGCUGCCCCUGGGCUCCUCGCCUGACCUGCCUGAGGCUUCUGCCUGUCCCCCUGGCCUCCUGAAAGCCUCAGGCUCUGGGGCCUCAUAUUCCAACAACUUGGCCAAGGCAGGGCUCAAUGGGGCCUCAUGCCACCUUGAAGACAGCCCUGAGCGGGGCAAGGCUGAGGGCAGAGAGAGCUUCUAUAGCACAGGCAGCCAGCUGACCCCUGACCGAUGUGGACUUCGUUUUGAGGAACACAGGCAUCCCGGGCUUGGGGAACUGGGACAGGGCCCAGACAGCUACGGCAGCCCCAGUUUCCGCAGCACACCGGAGGCACCCUAUGCCUCCCUGACAGAGAUAGAGCACCUGGUGCAGAGCGUCUGCAAGUCCUACAGGGAGACAUGCCAGCUGCGGCUGGAGGACCUGCUGCGGCAGCGCUCCAACAUCUUCUCCCGGGAGGAAGUGACUGGCUACCAGAGGAAGUCCAUGUGGGAGAUGUGGGAACGGUGUGCCCACCACCUCACCGAGGCCAUUCAGUACGUGGUGGAGUUUGCCAAGAGGCUCUCAGGCUUUAUGGAGCUCUGCCAGAAUGACCAGAUUGUGCUUCUCAAAGCAGGAGCAAUGGAAGUGGUGCUGGUUAGGAUGUGCCGGGCCUACAAUGCUGACAACCGCACGGUCUUUUUUGAAGGCAAAUACGGUGGCAUGGAGCUGUUCCGAGCCUUGGGCUGCAGCGAGCUCAUCAGCUCCAUCUUUGACUUCUCCCACUCCCUAAGUGCCUUGCACUUUUCCGAGGAUGAGAUUGCCCUCUACACAGCCCUUGUUCUCAUCAAUGCCCAUCGGCCAGGGCUCCAAGAGAAAAGGAAAGUAGAACAGCUGCAGUACAAUCUGGAGCUGGCCUUUCAUCAUCAUCUCUGCAAGACUCAUCGCCAAAGCAUCCUGGCAAAGCUGCCACCCAAGGGGAAGCUUCGGAACCUGUGUAGCCAGCAUGUGGAAAGGCUGCAGAUCUUCCAGCACCUCCACCCCAUCGUGGUCCAAGCCGCUUUCCCUCCACUCUACAAGGAGCUCUUCAGCACUGAAACCGAGUCACCUGUGGGGCUGUCCAAGUGAUCUGGAAGAGGGACUCCUUGCCUCUCCCUAUGGCCUGCUGGCCCACCUCCCUGGACCCUGUUCCACCCUCACCCUUUUCCUUUCCCAUGAACCCUGGAGGGUGGUCCCCACCAGCUCUUUGGAAGUGAGCAGAUGCUGCGGCUGGCUUUCUGUCAGCAGGCCGGCCUGGCAGUGGGACAAUCGCCAGAGGGUGGGGCUGGCAGAACACCAUCUCCAGCCUCAGCUUUGACCUGUCUCAUUUCCCAUAUUCCUUCACACCCAGCUUCUGGAAGGCAUGGGGUGGCUGGGAUUUAAGGACUUCUGGGGGACCAAGACAUCCUCAAGAAAACAGGGGCAUCCAGGGCUCCCUGGAUGAAUAGAACGCAAUUCAUUCAGAAGCUCAGAAGCUAAGAAUAAGCCUUUGAAAUACCUCAUUGCAUUUCCCUUUGGGCUUCGGCUUGGGGAGAUGGAUCAAGCUCAGAGACUGGCAGUGAGAGCCCAGAAGGACCUGUAUAAAAUGAAUCUGGAGCUUUA